CCCACCCCUCCCCCACCCCUUUCCCCCCCUUUUCCCCUCCGCGUUCGCACACGCACACGCAUAGCGCCCGUCGCGCCGCGCCCCUCCCCGAUGGACCAUCACCUCCGCAGUGCCCGUCGUAAGACGAAGAAUGUUCUGAAGGGCUACUCCGACGCGGAGGCCGCCGUCCGUGAGGCCACCUCCAAUGACCCGUGGGGCUGUCCGCUGCCCCUGUACCAGCACAUUGCCAGCAUGACGCAUGACCGCCAGCAGCGCACCGAAAUCAUGAAGAUGACUUUCAAGCGGCUGAACGAUCACGGCCGCAAAUGGCGCCAUGUUACCAAGGCCCUUUCGCUGCUGGAGUUCCUCCUGAAGAACGGCCACCCGGCCACCAUCGAGUGGACUAAGUCUGAGAUCCACCAGCUGACAACCCUGCGUGAGUUCCAGUACAUGGAGAAUGGCCGCGACCGCGGCAGCUACAUCCGCAAGAAGUCCAUGGAGCUGGCCGCCCUGCUGAAUGACGACCCGAAGAUCCUGAACGAGGAGCGUGCUCGCUUGCGCGAGGUCAACAAGCGUACCGCCUCCAACACCAGCAGCCAUGCCCGCUCCAUGUCGUCUCAGGGCAACACCGGAGCCGUGUCCUACGAGCGUCCGGCCAAUGUCAGCGAGUCGGCCUACUUCUACAACAACGACCGCGACCUGCAGAUGGCCCUCGAGGCCAGUCGUGAGUCCUACGAGCAGGAGCAGCGCAACCGUGCCAAGGAGGAGCAUGAUGUCCAGCGUGCCAUCAGCGAGAGCCGCAAGGACAUGUUCACCGGCGUGGUGCAGCCAUCUGCCAGUGCGGCCAGCCUGGGUCAGGAAUCCGCCACGCCGGUUUUCUCCUCGGAGCAGCAGCGCACCCGGCAGCAGCUUCACCAGCACUACCACGGGGCGGUGGCCGCCGACCCGACCCCGGCCCCGACUCUGGUCACGCAAAUGGCCUCCGCCGGCGGGUCUGGCUUGCAGCCGCCGUCGGCCUCGGCACGUCGUCGGUCCCGGGCCAACAGCGUCACCGGGUCGCCGGUGUCCUCGUUGUCGGACCCGUUCAGCGGUGCGCCGGCCGGGCCGCCGCCGCCGGUCCCGGUUGAUCCGUUUGCCCCCUCGGCCAAUGACCCCUUCACCCCGCUCUCGGCAGACCCCUUCACUCCGGUGGCUCCGGUUGGUGGUGUGGCCGGCCUGUCGGAUCCCUUUGGUGAUCCGUUUGCCGCGCCGAGUGCCGGCUCCGGGGCCUCGGUGUCGGAUCCCUUCGCCGCGCCGGGCGCCGUCACGGCGGCCAACUACCAGCAGCACCCGCAGUACCAGCAAGCCCUGCAGCAGCAGCAGCAGCAGGCUUCCGAUCCCUUCUCGAUGUCCUUUUCGCCGGUUGGCUCGGGCGCUCGUCAGCUGGCACCGCACGAGCGUGCCAGCGCCAACACCGCAGCCGCUGCUCUGGCCCAGGUGGCGCGUAAUGCUCCCCAGAUCGACCCGUUCGCCCGGCAGGCGACCGAUCACUCGGUGCCGGCCUACCAGCAGCCUCGGCAGCAGACGGCCCCCCCGGCCUCGGUGGACCCCUUCGCCACGGCUUCUACUUCCUCGCAGCCGCCAUCCUACGGACAUAACGAUCCCUUCGCGUCGCUGUACACCGGUGAGGUGAUGCAGGCGACGCCGGUGUCCAGCAGCGGCGGCACCCCCGCGUCGCCAAAGGCCAGCUCCGGGCCUAGCCGGUCGAACGAUCCGUUCGCCAGCAUCGGGCCCGUUUUCUCAUCAAAGCCCGCCGAAGCCCCCACCUUCGACCGGUCUGGCCCCAAGUCGCCACCGGUGUCGAUGAACACCCUUCGCGCGCAGCAGCAACACCAGAUGAUGAACCCCACCCCCGGGGGGGCGGGAUUCUACCCGCCGAAUUCGCCGAACUCCUCCCAGCCAGCCUCCUUCCUGCCGCAGCCCGGCAUGGCUCAGGGGUCCUCCAUGGGGCCUGGCCAGCUGGGUGGCUAUCCGCCGCAGUAUGGUGCCGCCUCUCACUACCAGCAGCAGGGCGUCGGCCAGCCGCGCCCCCAGUCCUCGGCGCCGGCCAACAACGAUCCCUUCAGCUCGCUCCUGUAAGAGGAGGGGCCUCCAUGCCGAAGGGAUGCGUAUGCCGGCACAACAGCCCCCCCCCCCCUCUCUCCCUGUCCCCCUUUCUCCUUGUGAUAUUAAGACACACGAGACGGGUGUAUGCGUGUAUCCUCCUUUUGCGCGUGUCUCGCCUCCCCCCUUCUUCUGCAAAUAUACCCCCCCCCCCCGCC
Messenger RNA from Fonticula alba, 2279 nucleotides. RefSeq lists its product as hypothetical. Gene Ontology annotation, biological process: endocytosis. Lineage: Eukaryota; Rotosphaerida; Fonticulaceae. The record is from RefSeq and is a predicted model, not a curated record. The transcript has 6 exons. Gene Ontology annotation, cellular component: clathrin vesicle coat; endosome; plasma membrane. Gene Ontology annotation, molecular function: clathrin binding; phospholipid binding. The coding region runs from base 91 to 2097 and encodes 668 amino acids.